Molecule: messenger RNA, 5322 nt
Organism: Strongylocentrotus purpuratus (purple sea urchin)
Lineage: Eukaryota; Metazoa; Echinodermata; Echinoidea; Camarodonta; Strongylocentrotidae
Gene: cps1
Product: carbamoyl-phosphate synthase [ammonia], mitochondrial
Biological process (GO): 'de novo' pyrimidine nucleobase biosynthetic process; L-arginine biosynthetic process; L-glutamine metabolic process
Cellular component (GO): cytoplasm; carbamoyl-phosphate synthase complex
Molecular function (GO): ATP binding; metal ion binding; carbamoyl-phosphate synthase (glutamine-hydrolyzing) activity
Source: RefSeq, a predicted model, not a curated record
GAAGAGCCUAGAGACACAGACAGAGAGAGUCGAGAGAGAGGGAGAUCUGUCCACGUGUAAAUUGAGGAGACGAGAGGCAGACCUACUUCUCCAUCACAUUUGCAGGAAUAGACAUGAUAGUUUAAAUCGUUGAACUGGGAGAUCAUCAAUAAUUUGAGUUGCCCUAGCAGAGUGCUUUCUUCCUUUGUGUAGGAUGGCUCAUCUUACAGCAGUAUCUGGAUUUCUGAAGAAAACUUGGUCCCUCCCUCGCUACCUUGCUAACAAGUCCAGGUUCCUCUCGACAAGUUCUAGUCUUCAGAAAGAGAAACAGAAGCCUACUUCGGCUCAUCUGAUUCUCCAAGAUGGUACUACGUUCACCGGCUAUUCCUUCGGUCAUCAUAAAUCAGUGGCUGGAGAGCUGGUCUUCAACACAGGCCUCGUAGGGUACCCAGAGUCACUGACCGACCCAAGCUACAGAGGUCAAAUCCUGACGUUGACCUAUCCCAUUGUUGGUAACUAUGGAGUACCAGACACCAAGGAGGAUGAAAAUGGUCUCAUGAAGCAUGUAGAAUCAGAAAAGAUUCAGGCUACAGGCAUGUUAGUCCAGGACUACUCUUACCACUACAGCCACUGGAACUCUGUCAAGUCUCUCUCGGAAUGGCUCACAGAGGAAGAAGUACCAGCCCUCUAUGGGAUUGAUACCAGGAUGCUGACAAAGAAAGUCAGGGAUAAGGGUACAAUCCUAUGCAAGAUAGAGUUUGAUGGUGAUCCUAUAGAGUUUGAUAACCCCAAUGAAAGGAACCUGAUGGCAGAGGUCUCUACUAAGGAGGUGAAGAUCUUUGGCAAGGGGAAUCCCCAUAAGAUUGUCACCGUGGAUUGCGGUAUCAAGCACAACAUCAUACGCAGUCUGGUCAAGAGAGGAGCUGAAGUACAUCUAGUACCAUGGGAUUAUGACUACAAUCAGAUUGAAUAUGAUGGUCUAUUUAUAUCUAAUGGACCCGGUGAUCCAGCCCUGGCUACUGCUGCUAUAGAUAACCUCAAACAGGUAUUGGCUGAGGAGAAUCCAAACCCCCUGUUUGGUAUCUGUAUGGGAAAUCAACUGACUGGUUUAGCUGCUGGUGCCCCUUCCUACAAGCUACCUCUCGGUAACAGGGGCCAUAACCAACCAGUAAUCAACAUCUUGACUGGUCAAGCAUUCAUCACAUCUCAGAACCAUGGCUUUGCUAUAGACAGUGAGAAGUUACCCCCAGAUUGGACACCAAUCUUCAUCAACGCCAAUGAUCAAACUAAUGAGGGUAUCAUGCAUAAGACAAAGCCAAUCUUCACAGCACAGUUUCAUCCUGAACAUAAAGGAGGUCCGACAGACACAGAGUUUCUAUUUGACAAUUUCAUGGACAUGGUUAGGAGUGGUAAGACCAUGAAAGAUCUAACUUCUAACUUGACCACAUCGAGCAAGAGAGCUGAGAGGACUGAGGUCAAGAAGGUACUGAUGCUAGGGUCUGGAGGAUUGUCCAUCGGUCAAGCGGGAGAGUUUGAUUACUCUGGCUCUCAGGCUAUCAAGGCUCUCAAGGAGGAGAAGGUCAAGACUAUCCUGAUGAACCCUAACAUAGCGUCUGUGCAGACCAAUGAGUACGGUGAGAAGCAGGCCGACAGUGUCUACUUUGUACCCAUCACUCCAGAGUUUGUCACCGAUGUCAUCAAGAGGGAGAAACCUGAUGGGAUCCUGCUCUCCAUGGGAGGCCAGACAGCUCUCAACUGUGGGGUGGAGCUCUACAAGAGAGGGAUCCUGCAGGAGUAUGGAGUACGGGUGUUAGGUACACCCAUUGAAUCCAUCAUGGCUACAGAGGAUAGACAGACAUUCAAUGAUAAACUGAUGGAGAUCAAUGAGAAGAUCGCUCCAAGUGCAGCAGUGGAAACAGUAUCUGAUGCCAUUGAUGCUGCCAGAAAGAUUGGCUAUCCUGUGAUGGUGAGGGCAGCGUACGCCCUCGGAGGCCUUGGGUCAGGGGUCGCAGAGGAUGAGGAAGCUCUGAGGGCGAUUGCUACAAGGGGUCUAGCCUUGUCCAACCAGCUAUUGAUAGAGCAGUCUCUACUAGGAUGGAAAGAGGUAGAGUAUGAGGUCGUCAGAGAUGCUUCAGAUAACUGUGUCACUGUAUGCAACAUGGAGAACUUUGAUCCACUUGGAGUUCACACAGGGGAUUCGAUAGUUGUUGCUCCGAGCCAGACUCUAUCCAACCAGGAGUACCAUAUGCUGAGAGAAACAGCCAUCAAGUGCGUCCGCCAUCUUGGUAUCAUAGGGGAGUGUAACAUCCAGUAUGCUCUCAAUCCUACGUCCCUGGAGUACUGCAUCAUCGAGGUGAAUGCUAGGCUGUCGAGGAGCUCUGCUCUGGCUUCUAAAGCUACAGGCUACCCGUUGGCCUUCAUCGCCGCCAAACUUGCCCUGGGGAUCAGCCUUCCUGACAUCAAGAACAGCACUACCCAGGCCACCACAGCCUGCUUUGAACCUAGUCUGGACUACAUCGUCACCAAGAUCCCUCGGUGGGACCUGGACCGCUUCCAUGGGACCUCCAAUCAGAUUGGCAGCGCCAUGAAGAGUGUGGGAGAGGUGAUGGCCAUCGGGCGUACCUUUGAGGAGAGUCUUCAGAAGGCUCUUCGUAUGAUCCACCCUUCUAUAGACGGCUUCACCCCAGACCUUCCCAGUGGCAAGAAGCUACCAGGCAAACUGGAAGAUGAGCUGAGAGUACCGUCUAGCAACCGUAUCUAUGCCAUUGCCAAGGCAUUUCAAGAUGGUUUCUCAGUCGAUAAGAUCCAUGAUUUGACAUCCAUUGAUAAGUGGUUCCUACAUAAGCUGGAUAAAAUCAAAGACAUAGAUGAUGAGCUAGGAGAAUUCAAUGCUCAAACUGUACCUCGUACCACUCUGCUGGAAGCCAAAGGUGCCGGUUUCUCUGACAAACAGAUCGGCAAGAAGAUUGGACUCCGAGAGACCGAUGCUAGGAAACUCAGACUUUAUCAUGCCAUUGCUCCGUGGGUCAAGCAGAUUGAUACAAUGGCAGCUGAGUACCCAGCUAAAACAAACUACCUGUACUGCACCUACAAUGGCAUGGAACAUGACAUUUCAUUUGAUGACAGAGGUACAAUGGUUCUGGGAUGUGGCCCAUAUCACAUAGGUAGCAGUGUUGAGUUUGACUGGUGUGCAGUGUCCAGUAUCCGGUCACUACGUGAGAUGGGCCGUAAGACGGUUGUGGUCAACCACAACCCUGAGACGGUCAGCACAGAUUUUGAUGAGUGUGACCGUCUUUACUUUGAGGAGCUGUCCCGGGAGAGGGUUCUGGAUAUCUACCAACAUGAGGGUUGUACCGGAAUGAUCAUAUCCGUGGGUGGACAGAUACCCAACAACCUAGCGUUACCUCUCUACAAUGAUGGCGUCAACAUCCUGGGUACUAGCCCUCUACAGAUCCAUGCUGUAGAAGAGAGGUCAAUCUUCUCGGCCAUUCUGGAUGAUCUCGGUGUUGAUCAAGCCCCCUGGAGAGCCCUUGCAUCACUGGACGAAGCUCUGGAGUUUGCUGCUAGUGUUGGCUAUCCAUGUCUUCUCAGACCUUCAUUUGUUCUCAGUGGGUCAGCAAUGAAUGUUGCCUUUGGCCCAGAGGAACUGAAAGGAUUCUUGGAGGAAGCUACCAAUGUAUCAAAGGAACAUCCUGUUGUCAUCACCAAGUUCAUAGAGGGCGCCAGAGAGGUAGAGAUGGAUGCUGUGGCCAGGAACGGCAAGGUAGUUGCUCAUGCUGUGACAGAGCAUGUGGAGAAUGCAGGAGUACAUUCAGGAGAUGCUACUCUCAUCCUACCACCUCAUACUCUUACUGAUGAACAACAGAGGAAGGUGAGGGACAUGACUGCCAAGAUUGCUCAACGUUUCCAGAUCUCAGGGCCAUUCAACAUGCAGUUCUUAGUCAAGAAUGAUGAAGUCAAGGUGAUUGAGUGCAAUCUGCGAGCUUCCCGUUCAUUCCCGUUCGUCUCCAAGACAAUCAACUGUGAUUUCAUCAACGUAGCAACCAAGAUCAUGGUAGGAGAACAUAUAGACCCUAGUCUCCUUCCAAGCCUCAAGAACCCAUUUGUUCCACAGGGAUAUGUUGGCAUCAAGGCUCCGAUGUUCUCCUGGCCCAGACUGCGUGAUGCUGAUCCGCUGCUCAGGUGCGAGAUGGCCUCUACGGGAGAGGUGGCAUGUUUUGGUCCCAAUGUUCCAACAGCAUUCCUCAAAGCCUUGCUCUCCACAGGAUUCAAGGUGCCUAAGAAGGGCAUCAUGAUCGGUAUACAGAAGACCUUCCAAUCUCAGUUCCUUCCUACCGCCAUGAAGUUCCACCAGAUGGGGUACGAGUUGUAUGCCACUGAGGCAACAGCAGCGUACCUCGAGGCCCACAACAUUCCUACCACUAAUGUUGGUUGGCCACUCGUUGAUCUACAUGAGAAGAGUGAUGCCACAAAUGCCACCAAGUUGAUCUAUGAGGGUGAUAUUGAUCUCGUCAUCAACCUUCCCAAUCAUAACACCAAGUAUGUCAAGGACAACUUCCUUAUACGACGAGCUGCUAUCGACUCCGCAGUCCCUCUCUUCACCAACUUUGAGGUGGUGAAGUUGUUUGCUGAAGCCCUAGACCAUGUGGGGCAGCUGGAUGCAACAUCCCUCUUCCACUACAAGCGUCCUACAGGCAAGACGGACAAGGUGAUAACGUCGUGAGUGUGAAUGACUCCAUAGGAAUAAUACAGCCCCUCUUCACAUCAAAAAAUAAUAAUCUAUCCUUGUAAAGGCACUGGAGCUAAGGGUCAUUACAGGCAGGACAGACAAGGUGAUUACGUUGUGAGUGUGAAUGACUCCAUAGGAAUAAUAGAGCCCCUGUUCACAUCGAAAAAUAAUCUAUCCUUGUCGCAAAGGCAAUAAAGCUAAGGGACAUUGCCAUGAGAGGGUUAGAGGUGUUUGUCAGGUUGUCAUAGUGGUGCUCUGAUGUAUGCUCUGGCGACAAUUGCUUGGGACUUUAUUUCAUCAAAGAUAUAGGGUUGGGUUUAGUAUUGCAAUGCGUUUUAGGUUAGGUUUAGUGUUAGGCUUAAGGUUGGGUUCAGUGUGUAGUCCUGGACUGAGGUUAGCAAUCCAUCUAGUGCAGGAUAUUAACCCUGUAAGAAUCUUCGCUGGAGCAUGUUUCAUACAACCAUCAUGGUUGAUAAUUCAUAGGGAACAGCGGGAUAUCAAUAGAUUGCUGAAGCUUGGAUCGUAAUGCUUCAGUUGCAGAUGGGAGCAAUAUUUGGAUUUGUAGUUGAGUGUGUGUAAGAUUGUGUGAAUAUGUAUUCUUCUGAAAUAUGUGA